AUGGGCAAUGCUUCGUCAUCAUGCGAGGAGCCAAGAGCUCCAUACCGGCGGCGGCUCUCGAAGCAUCGAGCGACGAGCAGUUGGGUGCAAAGCGCCGGCGCGAGCGACUCUUUUGGCAUGCCGACAACGCCAAUGGGCAGUGCCUACCACGAGCUUGACGAUGCUAUUCCGACUGUACCAAAUUUCGCCAUGCUGCAGUCUCGAGACUUGUCCAGCAUCAAACAAGCUAAAAAUAUCCAUACCCUCGGCCAUGAUCUCUCAGCCGCAGCUGGCUGCUACAAGAGUCGACCCAGCCGCCACAGCACGGACGCAUUCCACCCACUCCGAAGCGCUCCCGUGUCAGGCAGCGCUCGGGCGGCCAGCAUGAAGGAGGAUGACGAGUUGGGAAAUGACGCGGAAAAUCAAAGGCUCGACGACAUUUAUUUUUCAUCACCUCCUGGCCUGAGCAGCUCCUCAUCAACAGAGUCUGGGCGCACAUUAUCCUCCGAUUCCGACACAAGUAGAGAAUUGCCACUUUACAUCCCGUAUCGGCGUCGCUCCCUACAACGAAUACCGGGCCUUGCCACACGGCCCGAAAAGUUUGAAUCUGAUGCUACCAUUCAUCGCCAAAACUUGCCCACCUUGUCAGCAAAUCAGUCAUAUUGUCCUUCAGUCCAGUCUGAUAACGACGCUGCUACCUUUCUCGUCUCCCCUAUCCAGGACCAAGACCUCGAUGAUCUCGGCAAUCCUGCUGAAACCGGCUUCAAGCAGCUUGGCAGCAUAAGAUUUGGCUCUCUCCGGAUUACGAAUGGCUCUCCCCUUUCAAUGCGGCAAGGCGAAGCGAAAAUGGAUGGAUCCGCGGUUAGUGGCAGCGACUCGAUUGACAAAUCGACUGCAUCAGGUGAGGGCAUUGACUCAAAUCGUGCUUUGCCGGCAAUCUCUCAUGCCAUUGAAGAUUCCAAUGACUCGACUUCGAUAGAGCAAUUAACUGCCAUCGCUCCAGACUGCCCCCCGGAAGGAUCUCUCCAAAAGGUGCCUGUCAGCGAGACUGUUCGAGGGCGGCAGGGCCGACUCUCGACUGAGAAUUCACGAGCAUCGGCUGAGACAGUACGAGCUAGAAUACCGUCUUUCAUUGAUGUUGUCGGUGAUGAGCAACUUAAUUUGGUUAGACGGCAAAGCAGACGAGUUACCUCGGACGACAGCUCCAGUGUAUACUCUGAUAAUUUCAUCCCCGUCAUGAUUGCCGAUGACAUUGCUUCACACAAAGCGACGCACAACGAUAAUAGCAAUGGACCGCAUCUUUCAUUUCAGUCUUUUCGCAAUCUCAUUCGACAAAACAGAGUCAAAAGUUAUCUGCAGGCAAAUAACAAGACGGCAGUGACGAAUAAGUCAUCACAUCAAAGGUCAGCAUCCGAACAAAGCGCUUCUACUACAACCUCGACGAUAAGGAGCCAGAGCAGACCGCGCCAUAAGUUGGGCAAGAAAAAGCCCCGCGCCUUGUCGCCACCAGCAACCUCGGCAUCCAAAGCAAAUAACGAUGAGACCGACGCGACAACGCCAUGGCCUGUGCCCCCGGGAGCAUCAAAUAGGGAGAGCGCCGCCAAAAAGGAUAAAGUCCAUGCACGGCGCAAGUCAGACAGACAAGUGCAUCGUACGCGCCCUUCACAAGAUGAAACGCCCUCUGUGCCUCGCGCUCCACGGCAACUGGAACACACCCUCCGUGAUCGCUUUAACGAAUACCAGACGACUUCAGAGCGAGUGCCUAUCCUCCUCGACAGAGCAAGCGCAACACCACGAGGACAGGUCAGCUUUGAACGAGACAUACCUAAGCAAAGGCAGGCGCCCGUCAGAGCCGAGCAACUACGACGGUCCCAAACGGCGGAGUUCAAGCCUCUUCCGACCCCGAAACCUGAAUUGCCGCAGAGGAGAAGGCCAGUAAAGGUUCCUGCACCCACUCCUAACGGGUUCGGGGCUCAAAGCUUCCAAGAGAAUCCACAAGAGCCGCGGAACAGACAAAGCAUGUUUUCGCCCAUGCCAUCGCACGUCCGGUCCCACACGGCGCCUCUGAUGGCGCAUCAAUACAGGCCAUACCACCACGACGACAAGGAACGGCGCCUGCAGUCUCUAGAAAGUGACAGCCCGUAUGUGUCACCUAUGAGCGAUGACGGUCAAGUGACUUGGCCUCUCACCGUAAACGAGGCCUUGAGCCGAACUGCGCCAAGAUCAUCGACUUUCCAGCCCCGUGAGGUCUCACCGCUUCGUCAAACAGUAUCCAUGCCCAGCAUUCACGGCGAUGAUGAUAACCGCUCGCUUCUCACACCGGCGCCCAUUAGCGCGCACAGUCGCCGCGCGCAGGAACUGGCAGAGAAAUGGAACAGGCAGCAACAGAAGAAGCAGUCUUCCAGGACGUCUCUGGAGCAGUCGCGACUGUCAGAACUUUACGAGCAGCUGCCCUCUCGCCGUCCGACGUUAGCGGGCGCAGUGGAGGAAGAUGAUGAAUUUCCGUUUGUGCUUGUGGAAAGAGACGACAAUCUGCCCCCAAUUGUUUAUCGAAAUGGGACGCGGAGGGGCUCUGAGGUUUCAAUGUGGCGACCACCAUACCGUGUUUUACAUAGCUACUAUUCACCGGCAUAUAGGAACGCACCGAUAUGGGGAUAA
Beauveria bassiana ARSEF 2860 is the source of this 2637-nucleotide messenger RNA. RefSeq lists its product as uncharacterized. Lineage: Eukaryota; Fungi; Ascomycota; Sordariomycetes; Hypocreales; Cordycipitaceae. The coding region runs from base 1 to 2637 and encodes 878 amino acids. The record is from RefSeq and is a predicted model, not a curated record. The transcript has a single exon.